Messenger RNA from Saccharomyces cerevisiae S288C, 120 nucleotides. RefSeq lists its product as uncharacterized. The transcript has a single exon. The record is from RefSeq and is marked reviewed. NCBI's taxonomy places the organism in Eukaryota, Fungi, Ascomycota, Saccharomycetes, Saccharomycetales, Saccharomycetaceae. Bases 1 to 120 code for a protein of 39 amino acids.
AUGAGUCGUUCUAUUUUUUUUUUCUCGUCCCUUUUUUUGUCCCCUCUUAACAAAAUUAGAAAUAUAGGCGGGAAAGUGGAGAACCCUUGGAAGAGUCAGAUCAGAGAUUGGAAAAAUUAA